Messenger RNA from Lacerta agilis (Sand lizard), 318 nucleotides. RefSeq names its product 40S ribosomal protein S25-like. The transcript is spliced from 2 exons. Gene Ontology annotation, cellular component: cytosolic small ribosomal subunit. The coding region runs from base 1 to 318 and encodes 105 amino acids. The record is from RefSeq and is a predicted model, not a curated record. Lineage: Eukaryota; Metazoa; Chordata; Lepidosauria; Squamata; Lacertidae. Gene Ontology annotation, molecular function: structural constituent of ribosome.
AUGCCACCAAAGGACAAUAAGAAGAAGAAGGAUGCGGGCAAGUUGGCCAAGAAGGACAAGGACAACAUCAACAAGUCUGGUGGAAAAGCCAAGAAGAAGAAAAUGAAAGCUACUUAUGACAAGCUGUGCAAGGAGGUGCCAAACUACAAACUCAUCACACCUGUUGUGGUCUCUGAAAUGCUGAAGAUUCGAGGCUCCUUGGCUAGAGCCGAGAUCCAGGAGCUUCUCAGCAAAGGCCUAAUCAAACUGGUGUCCAAGCACAGAGCCCACCAGGUCAUCUACACCCGAAACACCGGGGGGGGGGGGGUGAUGCACUAG